Molecule: messenger RNA, 3414 nt
Organism: Punctularia strigosozonata HHB-11173 SS5
Lineage: Eukaryota; Fungi; Basidiomycota; Agaricomycetes; Corticiales; Punctulariaceae
Product: nucleotidase HAL2
Exons: 5
Coding region: 96-1157 (353 amino acids)
Biological process (GO): sulfate assimilation
Molecular function (GO): 3'(2'),5'-bisphosphate nucleotidase activity
Source: RefSeq, a predicted model, not a curated record
CUCUUCAAAGCUUUGAGCCCAUCGAUCCUGCAGGGAUGCUUUCCUCAAUCAAACUGGGACUGCGGCCCGCUGUAUGAACCAAACGAGUGCUUGCUAUGUCGCUCAGCUUUACAACCGAGAGGCAGGUGGCCGUCGCUGCCGUACGAAGGGCGUGCGGCCUUACGGCGUCCGUAUUCAACAAACUCGUGAAGAACGAGACGCUUACGAAGGGAGACAAAUCGCCUGUGACGGUGGGCGAUUUUGCGGCGCAAGCCGUCGUCAAUGUCAUGCUCGGCAGGGCUUUUCCCGGCGACGCUAUCGUCGGCGAGGAGGACGCGGCCGAUCUGCGGGGCGAAGACGCGACGUCCAUGCGCACCCGCAUCGUUGAACUCGCCAACGAAGCUCUCGCGGGCGAAUUGGGACUAGGCGAUAUGGCAGAAUGGGGCAUCGGACCCGGUCAAGAGUUGCCGGCCGAGGCAUUGUUGGAGGCGAUAGACAGAGGGACUCACGCUGGAGGACGCACCGGGCGCUUCUGGACCCUGGACCCUAUCGACGGCACGAAGGGUUUCCUCCGCGGAGAGCAGUACGCCGUGUGCCUCUCUCUCAUCGUGGAUUCUCAAGUCCAGUUGGGUGUCAUCGGAUGCCCGAACUUACCCCAGCACGCAUCUUCGCCUGAGGGUCCUCGGGGGUGCUUGUUCGUCGCCGUGCGCGGCCAAGGAGCACAACAACUCUCCCUCUCAGGCGCACACCCGACGCCCAUUGCGAUCCCGGACUUCGCCCCCGAAGAAGUGAACUUUCUCGAAUCCGUCGAGGCCGCACAUUCGUCGCACUCGUUCAAUGACGCCGUUGCUAAGAUUAUGAACGUCACGCGCGCGCCUACACGCAUGGACAGCCAAGCCAAAUACUGCGCCCUCGCUCGGGGCGACGGGGCCGUGUAUCUCAGGAUGCCGACCGGCGUCGGGUACAAGGAGAAGAUCUGGGAUCACGCCCCUGGUUCUAUCUUGAUCGAAGAAGCGGGCGGUAUCAUUACUGACUCGCGUGGGCAACCUCUCGACUUCGGACUCGGGAGAACGCUCGGCGAGAACUACGGUGUGGUCGCCGCCGGCAAGUCCACUCACGCCGCCGUCAUCGAUGCUAUCAGGAAGGCGAAGGAGCAAGAGGCCAAAGGGCAUAUGUGACAGUCGGCGCCUAGCGGACAUUACCAUUCGCCGAAACCUGCACAUACGUACUUCGUUGCACAAUAAGCCCUCAGGCUGGACAGUCGCCUCACAGAUGUCAAGACCUGCAAUGGAAGCAGUUGUAAACUUUGUACAUGUAUGACGUUACACAUUACAUUCGAACUCGAAAACCGCAUAGCAAUCUGAACAGAUCUGGGGUCGAGGCGGGGGGUUCGGCGCGCUAGGAGGCUACAUUCGUCGGCGAUAGCAUACUUGAAAUACUAAUGGUACAAGCUACGUACGGCAUACCAAGAGCCCAAGAGGGAAAGGGACGGGAGACAUGGGAUGUCGAAUCCUAUAUCACGGGGGCAGCAUAACAGGGUCCUGUCGAAGAGUUGGAAUCGAAGGCGAAGAGUAUGAUACAUUGGAUAACUUCGUUGUGGGAUCGUUACGUGGCCUCGACACCGCGACUAUCGCUGACGUCGUCGCUGGCACGAGGCAGGGCCUGAACGGGGAGCGUCGCAGGCUGGGUUGGCGGGAACCCGGCAUACUGGUGCUGCCACGUGUAGCCGGGAUAUUGAGGAAAGUACGGAUAAGCGCCGCCAGGGGCGGGCGGUCCUUCGCCGUAGCCGUGAUACGAGCCAUGCGACCCUGAGGCAUGCGAUGACCCCGGAUAAGAGGAUGACGCAGAGGCUGGUGAGGUCGGAGAAACCGACGAGGCUGGCGGUGGGGCAGACAAGGGGUAUGCGUAGGUGCCCGAGCCGGUGGUAGAUGGCGGCCCUUGCUCGGACGACGAGAUGGUGUACGCCGGGUAGUAGCUCGGAUACGACGCGUACUGAGGUUGGGGGCUCAGUUCCGGGUAUGGCGAGACAGGCGACUCGGACGAUGGGCUGUGAGUAGAGUCCUCGGGUGACGACGGCCCUCCACCGAUCGAGUUCUUCUUGCGCGAUCGCUUGGUGGUGGUGGAGCCCGGGCUGUUGUAAGGGUCGUAUCGCUUGGCGCGCUUGCUUGCGUUUGGGCUCGUGGCCUCGCCGGAGUCGGUGGAGAUGGGGACCUCGGUCAAGAUUGGAAGCCGAGUGUUGGACAAAGACGCCGGGACGAGGCGGGGCGAGGUAUCUGCGCCAUCGUCCGACUCGCCGCAAUAUCGCGGGAUGCCGUCGACGCCGAUCUCGACCUUGGGAGGAUUCCGGAAAUGGGUCUUGUCCAAAUAUUCCGGGCUGAUCUCGAGGGACGAUAGCUCUGGGAUCGACGAGGGGGUCCGGAGUCGUCCGGACUCCACGUCUUCGACCUUGUAGUACGAGAUUAGAUGUUGCGAGACUCCGCCGAUGGUCAAGGAGAACGUCUGCAACGAUUGAAUGUGAGCAUAUGCAGCGUGAGAACUUCAGCAGUGGUUCGAGACAUCAACCGGGAGAAACGGCAAACGGAAGAGCAGAUACGGCGGCGACAUCCAGCACCAUCGCGAGCGCUUCAGGAGACCUUCUUACAUGUCGCAGACGGAGGGAUCAGAAGGGCGAGUGUCCGGGCAAGGGGGCGAAAACCUUGGAUUGACAGAGGUUUCAACCACAAGGAGUUCGCAAGUACCAUGACACGGAGUAUCCAAACAUAGGGUGAUAGAACCUAAUUUACUCACCUUCUUCAUGAGCCCAUUGGGUUUGAAUUUGUAGCUGUUCGUGAGGCUGCCCACGAGAACUCGCUCUCGUUGACGGUCGACUCCCAUACGUGUCGAGUCUCCCUUCGGCCUGCUCAGCGACUGGGGGUCGGCAUCGGGCGCAUCUGCGACCGGUUCGGGCUCCGUCGGUUGUGGUUCUGCGCGACGAUGGCCGGCGCCUCGCUUAUCGGUCUCGCGAUAGAGCAAAAAGUUGCCCAGGAUCCUGCUGGGGCUCCAGAAGAGCCCGUCGGUCCAGCGCUUGAUGCCGCUUUCGUCCUCGUCGAACACGAACACGGACCCGGAGGUGAUCAUCUUCCGCUCCGAGUCGACGAGCCGCCUGGUGACUCUGGGGAUGACGCCGCGACGGGCGGCCUCGAGGAUGAGGAGGGCGUCGCCCGUGGUUUCGAUCCAGCCGCUCCAGGGAGGUUCGGUCCAGCCGCUUGCGGGUUGCUGGCUGCCGGUAGACAUGCUGAGCUGGCGGCCAUCGGGUCGGGAUCCAUGGGGGUAUUGGUUGCGGUCCAAGGGGGUGGGUCCGGUAGGCGAAGCCCGUGAUGGACGUCACCGACGACCACGAGAUCGGGGCAGGGCAGAUUGCAAGGAACAGAGAAGAGGAGAUGAAGUUUAGACGAG